AUGACCACUUUACUACUGGUCUUUGUGACUCUGAGGGUCAUCGCUGCAGUGAGCUCAGAAGAAGUUCCAGACCAUGACAACUCACUGAGCGUGAGCAUCCCUCAACCGUCCCCCCUGAAGGUCCUCCUUGGGACCUCCCUCACCAUCCCCUGCUACUUCAUUGACCCCAUGCAUCCUGUGACCACUGCACCCUCCACUGCCCCCCUCGCCCCAAGAAUCAAGUGGAGCCGUGUUUCCAAGGAGAAAGAAGUCGUGCUGUUAGUGGCCACUGAAGGACAGGUUCGAGUCAACAGCAUGUACCAAGACAAGGUGUCAUUGCCCAACUAUCCAGCCAUCCCCAGCGACGCCACCUUGGAAAUCCAGAACCUUCGCUCCAAUGAUUCUGGAAUCUAUCGCUGCGAAGUGAUGCAUGGCAUUGAGGACAGCGAAGCCACCCUGGAGGUCAUAGUAAAAGGCAUCGUGUUCCACUACAGAGCCAUUUCCACGCGCUACACGCUGGACUUUGACAGAGCCCAGCGGGCUUGCCUGCAGAACAGUGCCAUCAUCGCCACUCCUGAGCAACUGCAGGCUGCCUACGAAGAUGGCUUCCACCAGUGUGACGCAGGCUGGCUGGCUGACCAGACCGUCAGGUACCCCAUCCACACUCCUCGGGAAGGUUGCUAUGGAGACAAGGAUGAGUUUCCCGGAGUGAGAACCUACGGAAUCCGAGACACCAAUGAGACCUACGAUGUGUACUGCUUCGCGGAGGAGAUGGAGGGCGAGGUCUUUUAUGCCACCUCUCCGGAGAAGUUCACCUUCCAGGAGGCAGCCAAUGAGUGCCGGAGGCUAGGGGCACGACUGGCCACCACGGGCCAGCUCUACCUGGCCUGGCAGGGCGGGAUGGACAUGUGCAGCGCCGGCUGGCUGGCCGACCGCAGCGUGCGCUACCCCAUCUCCAAGGCUCGGCCCAACUGCGGUGGCAACCUCUUGGGUGUGAGGACGGUCUAUCUGCACGCCAACCAAACAGGCUAUCCUGAUCCCUCAUCCCGCUACGACGCCAUCUGUUACACAGGUGAAGACUUUGUAGACAUCCCAGAAAACUUCUUUGGGGUGGGUGGUGAAGAUGACAUCACCAUCCAGACAGUGACCUGGCCAGAUCUGGAGCUGCCCCUGCCCAGAAAUAUCACGGAGGGAGAAGCCCGGGGCACUGUGAUCCUCACUGCGAAGCCCAUCUUCGACGUGCCCCCCACUAUCUCAGAGCCAGAGGAGGCCCUUACCCUUGUCCCUGAUGUGAGGGCCACGGCCUUCCCUGGGGCUGGGGAGGGAACUGAAGAAGCCAGCAGGCCCUGGGGCUUUCCUGAGGAAACCACGCCUGGGUUGGGCUCUGCCACAGCCUUCACCAGUGAGGACCUGGUGGUGCAAGUGACCCUCGCCCCGGGUGCAGCUGAAGUCCCUGGCCAGCCCCGCUUGCCAGGAGGGGUUGUAUUCCACUAUCGCCCGGGCUCCACCAGGUACUCCCUGACAUUCGAGGAGGCACAGCAGGCUUGCCUGCGCACCGGGGCGGUCAUGGCCUCACCGGAGCAGCUCCAGGCUGCCUACGAGGCAGGCUAUGAGCAGUGUGAUGCCGGUUGGCUGCAGGACCAGACCGUCAGAUACCCCAUUGUGAGCCCACGGACCCCGUGUGUGGGUGACAAGGACAGCAGCCCCGGAGUCAGGACCUACGGCACGCGGCCGUCAUCAGAAACCUAUGAUGUCUACUGCUACGUGGACAAGCUUGAGGGGGAAGUCUUCUUUGUCACACGACUUGAGCAGUUCACCUUCCUGGAAGCACAGGCCUUCUGCGAAGCCCAGAAUGCCACCUUGGCCUCCACUGGCCAGCUCUACGCUGCCUGGAGCCAUGGCCUGGACAAGUGCUAUGCUGGCUGGCUGGCAGAUGGCAGCCUCCGAUACCCCAUCGUUACCCCUCGGCCUGCCUGUGGUGGGGACAAACCAGGCGUGAGAACUGUCUACCUCUACCCCAACCAGACCGGCCUUCCAGACCCGUUGUCUAGGCACCAUGCCUUCUGCUUCCGAGGUGUGUCCGUGGCGCCCUCUCCAGGAAGAGAAGGCGGCAUGCCCACAUCACCCUCUGACAUAGAGGACCGGAUUGUUACUGGGGUGGGGCCCGCCGUGAAUGCUGUACCACUGGGGUCAGAGACAACCACAGGGCCAUAUUUCACCACUGAGUCAGAAAAACAGACGGAAUGGGAACCAGCCUACACCCCAGUGGGUACAUCCCCGCUGCCAGGUAUUCCUCCCACGUGGCUUCCCACCACCCCAGCUGCAGAGGACCACACUGAAAUCCCCUCUGCCCCAGGAGUGCCUUCCACCUCCGAAGAGCCAUAUACAGCAUCACCUGCAACGCCACGUGGAACAGAGCUGCCAGGUUCUGGGGAGGCAUCAGGGGCACCUGACCUCAGCGGUGACUUCACAGGCAGUGGAGAAGCUUCGGGACACCUUGUCUCCAGUGGGCAGCCAUCAGGGACCAGUGAAAGUGGACUUCCCUCUGGUGACCUUGACUCCAGUGGCCUCAGCCCCACGGUGAGCUCAGGCCUGCCAGUAGAAAGUGGAUUGGCCUCAGGGGAUGGAAAAGGAGUGGAGUGGUCCCGGACUCCUACAGUUGGCAGGCUGCCCUCUGGAGGGGAGGGCCUAGAAGGUUCUGCCUCUGGAACAGGAGACCUUAGCGGGCUGCCUUCUGGAAGGGAAAUGAUAGAAGCAUCUGCUUCUGGAGCAGAAGAUACCAGCGGGCUUCCUUCUGGGGGAGACAGUCUAGAAACUUCCACCUCUGGUGUAGAGGAUAUCAGUGGGAUUCCUACUGGAAGAGAAGGUCUAGAAACAUCUGCUUCUGGAGUGGAGGACCUCAGAGGAUUUCCUACUGGACAUCCAGAAACAUCUACCUCUGGAAUAGAGCACAUCAGUGUAUUUCCUACUGGAGGAGAAGGUCUAGAAACUUCUGCUUCUGGAGUGGGAGACCUGAGUGGACUUCCCUCGGGAGGAGAAAGUCUAGAAACAUCUGCCUCUGGUACAGAGGAUGUCACCCAGCUUCCUACAGAAAGAGAGGGUCUAGAGACUUCUGCCUCUGGAGUAGAGGAUGUUAGUGAGCUUCCUUCUGGAACAGGAGGUCUAGAGACUUCUGCCUCUGGAGUAGAAGAUAUUAGUGGACUUCCUUCUGGAACAGGAGGUCUAGAGACUUCUGCCUCUGGAGUGGAGGACAUCAGUGGGCUUCCUUCUGGAACAGGUCUAGAGACUUCUGCCUCUGGAAUGGAGGAUAUCAGUGUGCUUCCUACUGGAAGAGAAGGUCUAGAAACUCCUGCCUCUGGAGUAGAGGAUGUUAGCGGACUUCCUUCUGGAACAGGAGGUCUAGAGACUUCUGCCUCUGGAGUAGAAGAUGUUAGUGGACUUCCUUCUGGAACAGGAGGUCUAGAGACUUCUGCCUCUGGAGUGGAGGACAUCAGUGGGCUUCCUUCUGGAACAGGUCUAGAGACUUCUGCCUCUGGAAUGGAGGAUAUCAGUGUGCUUCCUACUGGAAGAGAAGGUCUAGAAACUCCUGCCUCUGGAGUAGAGGAUGUUAGUGAGCUUCCUUCUGGAACAGGAGGUCUAGAGACUUCUGCCUCUGGAGUAGAGGAUGUUAGUGAGCUUCCUUCUGGAACAGGAAGUCUAGAGACUUCUGCCUCUGGAGUGGAGGAUGUUAGCGGGCUUCCUUCUGGAACAGGAGGUCUAGAGACUUCUGCCUCUGGAGUGGAGGAUGUUAGUGGGCUUCCUUCUGGAAUAGGAGGUCUAGAGACUUCUGCCUCUGGAGUGGAGGAUGUUAGCGGACUUCCUUCUGGAAUAGGAGGUGUAGAAACUUCUGCCUCUGGCAUAGAGGAUGUUCAUGUGCUCCCUACUGAAGCAGGUCUAGAGACUUCUGCCUCUGGAGUAGAGGACAUCAGUGUGCUUCCUACUGAAGCAGAAGGUCUAGAAACUUCCAUCUCCGGAGGCUAUGUCAGUGGGAUUCCUUCCAGUGGAGAUGCUAUAGAAACUUCUGCUUCUGGAGUAGAAGGUGUGAGUGGCUUCCCUUCUGGAGGAGACGGUCUAGAAACUUCUGCAUCUGGAGUGGAGGAUCUUGAGCUUUCCACCAGGGAAGGCCUGGAGACUUCUGCCUCAGGAGUAGGUGUUACUGAGCCUCCUUCUGGAAGAGAGAAUCUAGAGACCUCUGCUUCUGGGGUAGGUGAGGACCUCAGUGGGCUUCCUUCUGGAAAAGAAGGCCUAGAGACCUCAGCGUCUGGAAUUGAGGACCUUGGUGGGUUGCCUUCUGAAAAAGAUUUGGUAGGUUCUGCUUCUGGAGCCCUGGACCUUGGCAAGCUACCUUCUGGAACUCUAGGAAGUGGCCAAACUCCAGAAGCAAGUGGCCUUCCCUCUGGAAUUAGUGGCGAGUAUUCUGGAGUGGACAUUGGAAGUGGCCCAUCCUCUGGCCUGCCUGACUUCAGUGGACUUCCAUCCGGAUUCCCGACUGUCUCCCUAGUGGACAGUACCUUAGUGGAGGUGGUCACAGCCACCACCGCCAGUGAACUGGAAGGAAGGGGAACCAUUGGCAUCAGUGGUGCAGGAGAAGUAUCAGGGCUGCCCUUUGGUGAGGUGGACAGUAGUGGGGACACCAGUGGUCUCCCUUCAGGAACUGAACUCAGUGGUCAAGUAUCCGGGUCUCCUGAUGUCAGUGGAGAAACAUCUGGAUUUUUUGAUGCUAGGAUCCCUGACACCAGUGGGCAGCCGUCAGGGAUCCCUGACACCAGUGGGCAGCCGUCAGGGAUCCCUGACACCAGUGGAAUGUCUGUAGUGACUGAGCUUAGCGGACUGUCCUCUAGACAACCAGAUGUCAGUGGAGAAGGGUCUGAAGCACUCUUUGGCAGUGGCCAGCCCUCUGGCAUACCUUUUGUGAGUGGAGAAACUUCUGGGCUUCCAGAUCUCAGUGGGCAGCCCUCAGGGUCUCCAGUGUUCAGCGGAACAACACCCAGUACCUCCGACCUGGUUUCUGGCACCAUGAGUGGCAGUGGGGACUCUUCUGGCAUUACGUUUGUGGACGCCAGUCUUGUUGAAGUGACGACCCCUAGUACACUUAAAGAAGAAGAGGGCUUAGGAUCUGUGGAACUCAGCGGCCUCCCUUCAGGGGAGACGGAUCUGUCUGGCACAUCUGGGACAGUGGAUGUCAGUGGCCAAUCUUCUGGAGCAGUCGAUUCCAGUGGACUCCCAUCCUCAGCUCCAGAAUUCAGUGGCCUCCCGAGUGGAGUAGCUGAGGUCAGUGGAGAAUUCUCUGGAGUCGAGACUGGGAGCAGCUUGCCCUCGGGAGCAUAUGAUGGCAGUGGACUUGCUUCAGGUUUCCCUACUGUGUCUCUUGUAGACAGAACUUUGGUGGAAUCUAUAACCCAGGCUCCAACUGCUCAAGAAGCUGGAGAAGGGCCUUCAGGCGUUUUGGAACUCAGUGGUACCCAUUCUGGAACACCAGACAUGUCAGGGGACCUUUCUGGGUCUCUGGACCUAAGCACACUGCAGUCUGGGCUGGAACCCAGCACAGAGCCCCCGAGCUCUCCAUAUUUUAGUGGGGACUUUUCUGGCAGCACUGAUGUAAGUGGAGAAUCCAUUGCUAGCACAACCGGCAGUGGGGAAACCUCAGGACUUCCGGAAGUCACUCUAAUCACGUCAGAGUUAGUGGAGGGUGUGACGGAACCAACCGUUCCCCAGGAACUUGGCCAGGGGCCUUCUGUGACACAUACUCCUGGGCUCUUUGAGGCCAGUGGGGAAGCCUCAGCAUCUGGGGACCUUGACAGAGCUGUGACAGACUCCCCUGGGUCUGGGAUAGAAGCAUCUGUCCCAGAAGCAAGCAGUGAGGCUGGAGCAGGAGUAUCCGCUGCCCCUGAGGCCAGCAGUGACCUGUCUGGGUUCCCAGAGCCACAUGAAAUCACCUCUGCCUUCCCUGCAGCAGAUCUAGAGGCCACAACCUCAGGUGCGGAGGUGAGCAGCACCUCAUGGACCUUUCAGGAAGGCACCAGGGAGGGGUCUGCUGCUCCGGAAGUGAGUGGAGAAUCUCCCACUACCUCCAAUGUAGACACAGACACUUCAGGCAUGGCUUCUGCCACUCCCGUGUCUUCGGGAGACAGGACUGAAGUCAGUGGAGAAUGGUCUGGUCACACCUCAGAGCUGAAUGCCGUCAUCAGCACCACCCUCCCAGAGUCUGAGGGAGCCCAGCCUACCCAGAGCCCUGAAGAGAGGCAUCAAGAAAUCGAAUCCCCGAUCCCUUCAUACUCAGGAGAGGAGACCCAAGCAGCAGAAACAAGCAUCUCCCUGACAGAUGCCCCCAACCCCUCUUCUCCAGAAGGGUCAGGGGAAACAGAGGCAGCUGCUGCAGACCAGGAACAAUGCGAGGAGGGAUGGACCAAGUUCCAGGGCCACUGUUACCGCCACUUCCCUGACCGUGAGACCUGGGUGGAUGCCGAGAGACGGUGUCGAGAGCAGCAGUCACAUCUGAGCAGCAUUGUCACGCCGGAGGAACAGGAGUUUGUCAACAAAAACGCUCAAGACUACCAGUGGAUAGGUCUGAAUGACAGGACCAUCGAAGGGGACUUCCGCUGGUCCGAUGGACACUCCCUGCAAUUUGAGAAGUGGCGUCCCAAUCAGCCUGACAACUUCUUUGCCACUGGAGAGGACUGUGUCGUGAUGAUCUGGCAUGAGAAGGGCGAAUGGAAUGAUGUCCCCUGCAAUUACCAGCUGCCCUUCACUUGUAAAAAGGGCACCGCCACCACCUACAAGCGCAGGCUACAGAAGCGGAGCUCGAGACCCACACAGAGGAGCCGCCCCAGCAUGGCCCACUGA
Messenger RNA from Arvicola amphibius (Eurasian water vole), 6861 nucleotides. It is a transcript of the gene Acan, whose product is annotated as aggrecan. Gene Ontology annotation, molecular function: calcium ion binding; hyaluronic acid binding. The transcript has 16 exons. Lineage: Eukaryota; Metazoa; Chordata; Mammalia; Rodentia; Cricetidae. Bases 1 to 6861 code for a protein of 2286 amino acids. Gene Ontology annotation, biological process: cell adhesion. The record is from RefSeq and is a predicted model, not a curated record.